Panicum hallii is the source of this 826-nucleotide messenger RNA. RefSeq lists its product as uncharacterized. Bases 128 to 700 code for a protein of 190 amino acids. NCBI's taxonomy places the organism in Eukaryota, Viridiplantae, Streptophyta, Magnoliopsida, Poales, Poaceae. Gene Ontology annotation, cellular component: plasma membrane. The transcript has a single exon. The record is from RefSeq and is a predicted model, not a curated record. Gene Ontology annotation, biological process: response to desiccation.
AGUCUGGAUGAGGUCGCCAUCACCAAAGCCUCGCCAACACACAACAGAGAAGAAACCCUGCAAGCCGGCAACCUGAUUCGCUCUCCCAAUCCCAACCAGAUCACCUCUCACUAGUUCUCUCAGGGCCAUGGGCAGCGCGUCGUCCCCGCCGUCGCGGCGGCGGUGGAGCUGGGGCUCGGCGCUCGCCGGCGCGGCGACGACCGCCGCCGCCACGGCGCUGCUGCUGUGCCGGCCGCGGGACCCCCGCUUCGAGCUCAUCUCCAUCAGCCUGUCCACCUUCCACUUCCGCCCGCCGGCGGCGCUGGACAUCGGCCUCACCCUCACCGUGCACGCCACCAACCCCAACGUCGUGCCCGUGCGCUACGGGCCCUCCACCGUAUCCAUCCUCUACGGCGGCGCGCACCUCGGCACGGCGCACCUCGACGCCGGCGGGCAGCCCGCCACCUCCUGCCGCCUGCUCCACCUCCCGGCGCGCCUCGACGGCGUCGAGCUCGCGCACCGCGCGCGCUCCAUCAUCUCCGACGUCGCGCGCCGCCACAUGGAGCUGGAAGCCACCGUCGAGAUCGCCGGCGAGGCGGCCGUGCUCCUCUGGUCCCGGCCCUUCUCUGUCCGCAUCGACAGCCACAUCACCGUCGACCCUAUCCUCCUGGAGGUGGUCGAGCAGGAGAACAGCUCGGAGAUGCAGCUCUACCUCGCCUGAAUUUUACUACCUGCUAGACUCUGCCCAAAUCAUCUGUAGAAAACCCUACCGCUUAUUUGUGCGAUGCUCAAAAACCUUAGCAAUUAUUUGCACAACGCGAUGGAACAUUCAGAUUCCCUUGCGAUU